Messenger RNA from Prionailurus viverrinus (fishing cat), 692 nucleotides. RefSeq names its product translation initiation factor IF-2-like. The transcript is spliced from 3 exons. The record is from RefSeq and is a predicted model, not a curated record. NCBI's taxonomy places the organism in Eukaryota, Metazoa, Chordata, Mammalia, Carnivora, Felidae. Bases 1 to 468 code for a protein of 155 amino acids.
AUGGAUCUCAGUCCCGAGGGGAGGAAGGGCAGAGGCGAGAGAGACAGAAGCGGAGCCCGGAAAAGACCCCCAUUUCUCGAACCACGCGGAAGGCGGCAAGGACCCCAGCGCGGAGCGAGCGCGAACUUCGGAACCCCGGCCGCAGGGGCGGCGGCGAGUCUCCGGUGGUCGCCCCGCGCCCACCAGCCGCACUCACCUGCAGCGCCCAGCUCCGCGCCCGCACUGCGCCCGGCGCCGCUCGCCGCGCACCCGCCUGUUGCUAGGACGCCAGUGAAACGCCCGGCGCCCGCGCAGAGCGUCGCCGCCCCGCGGAAGAAAGCUCUGAGCCCGCCCUCCGCGCCGCAGCUGCCUGCCGUGCGAUCGCGUCCGGAGCCCGCCCAGACCACAGCCGCGUGCUCCCGGCGGCCCCGCGCGCCCGCCGCCCCGCCGCCGGCCCUGGUGGCGCCCGGCUUCGCGGGGUUUCGCUAACGCCUGCAGCCGCCGCGUCCCCUCCCUGGGAAUAGUGUUAUUCGACCUCCUUCUGCCAGGAGGACUCUCCCUGAAUCACUCCACCAGCACUUUGAAUAAAUAAUGUCACUCCCUUCAGGCCUACAGACUUCCUGUUGAAAAUCAGCUGAUUGCUGAUAGCAAUAUAUUGUACAAUCUCAACCGACCUUCCAGUUUGCUGAUUCCUUCUGUCAGCUGAAGUCUGC